Molecule: messenger RNA, 420 nt
Organism: Parnassius apollo (apollo)
Lineage: Eukaryota; Metazoa; Arthropoda; Insecta; Lepidoptera; Papilionidae
Source: the annotation of a GenBank genome assembly
AUGGAUUUAACACUACUAUCUAGUGACAGUGACAGUGAUUUGGAAAUGCUAGCUCAGUUAUCUGACUCAAGUGAUGAAGAUGAAACCCUAUGCCGCCCUCCAAAGAGAAUCAGAAGAGUGAACUAUACGCAAAGUCACGAUGACGGUGAUUUUACCUUUAGGUUUCGAUUGAACAAACAUGCGUUCAAUUCUUUAUUGUUAGAAAUAACCCCAUUAUUUCGAGUAACAUCCACGAGAAAUUACGGAGUAUCACCAUUGCAUCAACUUUUGUUGACCCUACGGUUUUAUGCACUAGGCACAAUGUUGAUAUCCGAGUGCAGACAAAUUCUAUGGAAUUGCUGGAUUUCCUCGCGCUUGGGGCAAUUGAUGGCACACAUAUCCGCAUACAGUCUCCAUAGCAUUUGGAGUAUGGAAACGUAG